Molecule: messenger RNA, 1729 nt
Organism: Leptomonas pyrrhocoris
Lineage: Eukaryota; Euglenozoa; Kinetoplastea; Trypanosomatida; Trypanosomatidae
Product: putative mitochondrial lanosterol 14-alpha-demethylase
Exons: 1
Coding region: 287-1729 (480 amino acids)
Molecular function (GO): heme binding; monooxygenase activity; oxidoreductase activity, acting on paired donors, with incorporation or reduction of molecular oxygen
Source: RefSeq, a predicted model, not a curated record
AGUUCUCAUCGUUCUUCGAUCAGUUCACUCAUAUCUUCUUUAUCAUAGCCUCCCUUUUUUCUUUUGUUUCAGCGAAACCCAUUACAACUUAUUAGUUUCUGUUAAGUCUUCCAUCUCCCUUUCGACGCAUCAUAAAGUAAAGCUCUUUCGAACGAAGGGACUCUCCAGCGUUGUGUUCUUCAGCCCUGCUUUUUUUAUUAUUAAACUCUUUUUUUGACUUCUGUUUCCUCGCGUUUCGCACCCGACCUCUCCUCUCUCCUCAUACCCCGACUCACAGACCGCCAAGAUGAUCGGAGAAAUCCUGCUUGCCCUGCUCGCCGGCCUCGCGCUGUACGGCUGGUACUUCUGCAAGUCCUUCAACACGACCCGCUCGACGGACCCGCCGGUGGUGCCGUGCUACACCCCGUUCGUGGGCCACAUCGUCGCCUUCGGCAAGGACCCGCUCAACUUCAUGCUGAACGCGAAGAAGAAGUACGGCGGCGUCUUCACCAUGAACAUCUGCGGCAACCGCAUCACCAUCGUCGGCGACGUGCGCCAGCACAGCAAGUUCUUCGCCCCCCGCAACGAGAUCCUGUCGCCGCGCGAGGUGUACAGCUUCAUGGUGCCUGUGUUUGGCGAGGGCGUUGCCUACGCCGCGCCGUACCCGCGCAUGCGUGAGCAGAUCAACUUCCUGGCGGAGGAGCUGACGGUUGCGAAGUUCCAGAACUUCGCGCCUGCGAUCCAGCACGAGGUGCGCAAGUUCAUGGAGGCGAACUGGAACAAGGACGAGGGCGAGAUCAACAUCCUGGAGGACUGCAGCGCGAUGAUCAUCAACACCGCCUGCCAGUGCCUCUUCGGCGAGGAUCUGCGCCGCCGCCUGAACGCGCGCCAGUUCGCGCAGCUGCUGGCGAAGAUGGAGGGCUGCCUGAUCCCCGCCGCGGUCUUCCUGCCGUGGAUCCUGAAGCUGCCGCUGCCGCAGUCGUACCGCUGCCGCGACGCCCGCGCGGAGCUGCAGGCCAUCCUGAGCGAGAUCAUCAUCGCGCGCGAGAAGGAGGAGGCGCAGAAGGACAGCAACACGUCCGACCUGCUCGCCGGCCUCCUCGGCGCGGUGUACCGCGACGGCACCCGCAUGUCGCAGCACGAGGUGUGCGGCAUGAUCGUGGCGGCGAUGUUCGCCGGCCAGCACACGUCGACCAUCACGACGACGUGGUCGAUGCUGCACCUGAUGAACCCGCAGAACAAGAAGUACCUCGCGAAGCUGCACGAGGAGAUCGACGAGUUCCCUGCGCAGCUGAGCUACGACAACGUGAUGGAGGAGAUGCCGUUCGCGGAGAAGUGCGCCCGCGAGUCGAUCCGCCGUGACGCGCCGCUGAUGAUGCUGAUGCGCAAGGUGAUGAAGCCGGUGCAGGUGGGCAACUACGUGGUGCCGGUGGGCGACAUCAUCGCCUGCUCCCCGCUGCUGUCGCACCAGGACGAGGAGGCCUUCCCGAACCCGCGCGAGUGGAACCCGGAGCGCAACAUGAAGCUGAUCGACGGCGCCUUCUGCGGCUUCGGCGGCGGCGUGCACAAGUGCAUCGGCGAGAAGUUCGGCCUGCUGCAGGUGAAGACGGUGCUGGCGACGGUGUUCCGCGACUACGACUUCGAGCUGCUGGGGCCGCUGCCGGAGCCGAACUACCACACCAUGGUGGUGGGUCCCACGGCGGACCAGUGCCGCGUGAAGUACAUCCGCAAGAAGAAGGUGGCGGCGUAA